AUGGCUGCUAACAAGUUUGCAACCAUGUUGCAUAGAAACACCAACAAAAUCAUCGUGAUCCUAGUGUAUGCAUUUCUUGAAUGGGUCUUGAUUGUCCUCCUUCUUCUAAACUCUUUGUUCAGUUAUCUCAUCACAAAAUUUGCCAAAUGGGUUGGCCUUCAACCACCAUGCCUCUGGUGUUCAAGAGUUGAUCACGCCCUGCAGCCCGGAAACAGCACAAGUUUGCACAGAGAUCUUGUAUGUGAGACUCAUGCAGCUGAGAUUUCCAAGCUUGGUUACUGCUCAAAUCAUCAAAGACUAGCGGAAACACACAGCAUGUGUGAGGAUUGCUUGUCCUCUCGGCCAAAUCAUCAUGAAAACUCCUUUGGAACGAGACAUAGAAUUGCUUUCAUUUCAUGGGUGAGUCAUGACAAACAUGAAAAUGGUGAGAGUAUAAACAAGUGUUCUUGCUGCAAUGAGAGCUUGAGCAGCCAGUUUUACCCUCCAUAUUUGCUACUAAAGCCUUCUUGGAACGAUGGGAAUUACACAAGCAAAGGGUCCAUGAUUGUAGAAGCAAUAGAUGAUGAAAAAGAAGGUGAUAAAGGCCUUGAGUUUGAGAGAAACAAUGGAGAAGUUCAUGACGAUGAUGAUGAUGAUGAUGAAGGGGUAGCAGAUGAGCAUCAGAUACUUUCUGAUAUUGAAAGUUUUAUCCUCAGAGAGGUGGCGGAGGAUCGUUCAAGUUCUGUUUCAAACUUGCAUUCUGAUGAAAAGGAUGCAGAGAAAGAUGAGAAAGAAGAUGAUCUUACCAUUACAGAGAUGGAUCCAAGUGGUGCUGACAAUUUUAUUCGUCAAUUCUCUGAUACUUACACUAUGCAGGGUUCAUUCUGGGAAGAUAGAUCACUUGAAGUCAUCAAUAUGCACUUUGAGAAUUAUGAAAAUUGUAAUACCCACCGCUUGAUACCUGUCAAGUUAAUUGAUUCCAUUACCUCUUUGAAUUCUGAGUCGUGCAAAUUGAAUGAUGAUCUGGAGGAUAUGGAGCAAAAGACUCAGACUUUUGCUUCUGAGUCACCAAUUGAAGUAAAAUCAAGUAUCUUAGAAGGAGCAGCAUUACUCACAAUGGAUGAGAAUGCAGAGAAAACAAGCAUGAGAGGAGAACUUGAAAGCUUGGAAAGUUCUAUAGCAUUGGAAGAGUUAAAACAGAAUUCAGUAGUUGAAGUACAUCCACAAAGGAUAACUGCUGAAGAAGUUCAAACUUCGUUGAAUGAUGACAACAGUGUUGAAGCAGCCGCAGAAGAAGAAGAUAAUACACAAGCACUUGAAAACAAAAGCCAUAGUAUGCUUCUGUUGAAUGAUCGUAUUACAUAUUGUCUUGACUACAAAAAAUCACAAGUUUUUGGUCAUGCAGUUGAUGAUCUACCUCGAUCUCAAGAACCGGUCUGCUCAUAUGAAUGCACACAAGAAGAUGAAUCUUCAUCAAGUGAUGAUGAUGCUGAAGUUCAAAAUGCCUUUGAUGAAUUUAUUGCUCAGAAUAAUCUAAGUAAGUCUCAAAGUUUAUCCAACGAUGACAACAGUAUAGAAGCAGCCAUGGAAGAAUCAGAAAAUACACCAAGAGUUAAUCUGCUUCCAUCUAAAGAACCAGCCAGCUCAUGUCAAUGCAUAUCAGAAGAUCAAUCUUCGGCAAGUGAGGAUGAUACUGAAGUUCCCAAUGCCUUUGAUGAAUUCAUUGCCCAGAAUAAUCUCUGUCCAGAUAAAACAGGAGCAAAUGAUAACGAGUAUGCUGAAAUGAUUGAGAAAACAAUAUCUGUUGAGAAAAAUCAUGAAGAAACAAGCCACCAAUCAUCCAAGUGCUCAGAGUCAUGUGAAGUAGAAGAAGAUAAACUUCCCGAAACUCCUAGUUCUGUAGAUGGCUUGCAUUAUCUGCAUAGGAAAUUGAUGCUAUUUGAGAAAAGAGAAUCAGGAACAGAAGACUCUGGGGAUGGUAGUGUUGCAAGUGAGGUAGAAUAUGGUGAUCCAGUAUUAACAAUUGACCGGCUAAAAACAGCUUUGAAAGCCGAACGAAGGGCUCUAAGUGCUACAUAUCAAGAAUUAGAAGAAGAGAGAAGUGCCUCUGCAGUAGCUGCAAACCAAACAAUGGCAAUGAUUACAAGGCUGCAGGAAGAAAAGGCAGCAAUGCAGAUGGAAGCAUUGCAAUACCAGAGGAUGAUGGAAGAACAAUCAGAGUAUGAUCAGGAAGCUUUACAGCUUUUGAAUGAGUUAAUGAUGAAAAGAGAGAAAGAGAAGCAAGAACUUGAGAAGGAAUUGGAAGAGUAUAGGCAGAAGGUUAUGGAUUAUGAAGCAAAAGAGAAAUUAAGGGUGUUGAGAAGAAUGAAAGAUGUAAAUGCAAGAAGUAGAGACUCUUCUUCUUCUUCUUGCAGCAAUACCGAUGAGUUAUCCAUUGAUCUUAACCGCGAAGCAAGGGAUGAAGAUAAUACAAAUGCUGAUGCUGUUUCUAAUUUGGAGGAGAUGGCAUUGGACUGUGUAAAGCAUGUAAGUGCUCUUGAUAAUUCAUUGGCAGAAUUUGAGGAAGAGAGGGCUUCAAUUCUUGAUCAGCUCAAAGCAUUAGAGGAAAAGAUUAUUAGUUUGGGAGACAAUGAGGAAUUACUUGAUGACAUUAAACUGAUUGAACAUUCAUCAACAUAUGGUGACAAAGACUUGAAUGAGAACUGCAAUUUUAGCAAUCCAGAUGAUAACAAGUAUUGUAAUGGGAUCUCAGAUGAUAAACACUCUCCAAGAAGAACAAUGGGUUCCUUGGCAAAGAGGCUCCUACCAUAUUUAGAUGCAGCUGAUGAUGAGACUGAGGAAGCAUAUACAUUUGACAAACAAUUGGAAACUGAAUCAGUUGAUAUUGAAAACUUAGUUCCUAUACUUGAAAUGGAUAGCAUGAAGGUAUCCAUUGAAGAGGAGGUUGAUCGUGUUUAUGAGAGGCUACAAGCUCUUGAAACAGAUAGGGAGUUUCUUCAGCACUGUGUGGGAUCCAUGCAGAAUGGAGAUAAAGAAGGGGAUCUACUUCAAGAUAUCUUGCAACAUCUUCGUGAUCUUAAGGCUGUGGAACACCGCCUUAAGAACUUGGAUACACCUCCUAAUGGUUCAGUGUAA
This is a messenger RNA of Gastrolobium bilobum, 3114 nucleotides long. Its product is annotated as myosin-binding protein 3-like. Gene Ontology annotation, molecular function: myosin binding. The record is from RefSeq and is a predicted model, not a curated record. The transcript has 4 exons. NCBI's taxonomy places the organism in Eukaryota, Viridiplantae, Streptophyta, Magnoliopsida, Fabales, Fabaceae. The coding region runs from base 1 to 3114 and encodes 1037 amino acids.